GGCGGCUACCAUGUCCUUCGGCCUAACAGAAAUAAAAGGGAAUGGGAAUCAAACAAAUCACUCUAUCGACCCUGUACGGCCUCAAUAGCCAAAAUGGAUGAUUUCAGCUUCCCCCUCCUAGAAAGCAACGUAUUCAGAGAUCUGAUGGAGAUAGCUCCUAAUGCUGCGCUUGGUAUAUGGUACAUGGCCCGGAAUCUGCUGCAACCACUCUUGCCGUCCACGUCUCCGUACGCUUCACAGAGCACGGCACUAUCCUGGCUCUACCUCAUCUCAGCUGCCGCUAUUCGCGAUACAUUGGCUAUAGAGCUAUUCUUGGGAAUACAAGAUUCAUUAUCCUUCCACCCUUUGUCACGGAGCCCGAUUUCUCCUCGCUAUGGGUCGUUAGACUCAGCACUUUGCUUGAUUGUCAAAAAUGCGUCCAAUCUUUCUCAAUCUGGGCUAUAAGAGAUGGGCCUCCCGACGAAUUUCCUGGGCAAGAAGUCGCAGAGAUCGUUACAAGAGGGGUACUUCUUGUUGGGUACAUGUUGCAGUCAUCAAUGCUGCAUGCUAUACUCGCUGCACUUUGCUCGAACUGGAUACCGAUGACAAAAUUAUCGACAGUGGCAUUUUUCCUGGGUACGACUAUGCUCUUUAUGCGGCACCAAGUAGAUCUUAAGACAGCCGGGCGAGAUAUAAGCACGACCAUAUUUUCGAGGUCAUAAUCCACUUCCUUUUUAAGUAUACCAUAUGGUUGCUUCUAGUAGGCCUCAAAGUGCUUGCUAUUGCC
Aspergillus wentii DTO 134E9 is the source of this 766-nucleotide messenger RNA. RefSeq lists its product as uncharacterized. Lineage: Eukaryota; Fungi; Ascomycota; Eurotiomycetes; Eurotiales; Aspergillaceae. The record is from RefSeq and is a predicted model, not a curated record. Bases 177 to 701 code for a protein of 174 amino acids. The transcript has a single exon.